AUGGACAGGUAAUCGUAUAUUGAAUAGCAAUUCGAAAACUUUCCUUUUAAAUUAUUAGGAGAACUAAUCAAUGGAUGGGAAAAUGCCUAAAGUUUUGGGGAUGUAGAGAUGAAACUACCAGGUGGAUUCAGUGGCACAACCUAUGUUGUUACCAAUCCAUAAAGAGCUCUGGAUGAGCAUAACCCAGUUAUUGUAAAGCUUUAUAGCAAUGAAACAAGAAGUGGCAUCCCAAAAGAGAUUGAUAUUGUGAAGAUUCUAUCUGAUAUCAAGUGGGGACCACAUGUCUACUAUGUUUGCGAUACAUUUAGAAUCGAAUAGUUUUAAGAUGCCAGAAAUAUGAAUAUUUGGGAAAUGAGAAACCCUCAUUAUGUGGAGUAAAUUAUUAUGAAGCUUAUGGACUUCGACCAUCAUCCUGAAAUGAUUCAAAAAGUUCAAAGCUACUUCGAUGGAAAAAGAUUGAGCACAUUAGACAUUUUGAAGUACGAAAAGUAUCCAAAGUUUAUUGAAAAGAUACCUAGUAUAAUCGAAAAGAUAGAUGCUGAUAUCUAUAAAGAUUACAAAGACAUAAUAAUGGAUAUGUAGAAAGAAUGGGUAGAUACAAAUUUAGUAGAAUUAAUUGACUAGCUUUUUCCUGAGAAAUACACAGAUGAUGAUCUUGUGCUCUCUCACAAUGACUGCCAGCAAGGCAAUAUUUUAGUCUAUAGGAAAGAUCAGGCAAAAAUUGUGAUUAUAGACUAUGAGGAUACCAGCUUUGGUCCAAAAUUCCUAGAUAUUUCUAGUUUCUUAGGUUGCUUUAUGAAGGAUAAUGAGCAUCCUGAGCCACCCUAUAUCAAGAUUUACUAUGAAAAUACUAUCAGUGAAUGGGAACUUAGAUACUACACUGAAUUCUACUUAAAGAGAUAUCACUAACUGUAUUACAAGGGAGACAAGUCACUGGAUGAGUACUUGAUUUAAGAGAGUUAGAAGUUUUAUGAGGAUUUGAUUUGUGGUAUCAUAUUUUUCAAUAUUUAUUUUGGAGUGUGGGGAAUAACCUAUUUAAGAGAAGAAUUCACUUUAAAUCACUCAAGUUUCUUCACACUAGCUAAAAAUAGAAUUUUGAUGAAUAGGUACUUUAUGAAUCAAGAAUUUGUUAAAAAGGUUUUGGAUACCAGGUUGAUUAAAAAGUAAAUCAUAUGA
Stylonychia lemnae is the source of this 1176-nucleotide messenger RNA. The record is from the annotation of a GenBank genome assembly. Lineage: Eukaryota; Ciliophora; Spirotrichea; Sporadotrichida; Oxytrichidae.